ACAGAGCUUUAUUUUGUAUUCACCGGUGCUGCCUCAGAUUGAUUUUUCAGAUUGCCCACUAACAUUUCUUUUACCAUUCUCUUAGAGAAUGCUGAUCUACAUCAAUCCUCAUUUUCCACAUGGAUAAACUGAGGUCCAGAGAGGGUAAGAAGAUUGCCCAAAGGCACAGAGGGAGAGUGUGGCAGUGCUGGAAAACACCAUAGCAAUCCACCUCAUCCCAGAAGGGCUCCGUGAGCUUCCCACCACCCUGCACCCUCUGUCCUUCCAUCCCAGUUGUGUGUCCCUUCGGAACUCUGCAGCAUGGAGUCGGUCAACAGGACAAGGGUGUCUGAAUUCUUUCUGAAAGGAUUUUCCAGCUACCGUCUGGAGCGCCUGCUCUUCCCUCUGUGCUCAGCCAUGUACCUGGUGACCCUGCUGGGGAACGCAGCCAUCGUGGUGGUGAGCACGCUAGACGUCCGCCUGCACACGCCCAUGCACUUCUUCCUGGGCAACUCCAUCCUAGACAUCUGCUACACGUCCACCUUCGUGCCCCUGAUGCUGGUUCACCUCCUGUCAUCCCAGAAGACCAUCACCUUGACUGGCUGUGCUAUCCAGAUGUGUCUGAGCCUGUCCACGGGCUCCAUAGAGCACCUGCUGCUGGCCAUCAUGGCCUACGAUUGCUACCUGGCCAUCUGCCGGCCACUCAGGUACCCCGUGCUCAUGAGCCGCCGGCUCUGCUUGCCGCUGGUGGGGGACACCUGGGCCCUCUGCCUCCUCAAGUUGGUGACGUAGACAGUCAUUACCAUGAGGCUGCCCUUCUGUGGCCGCCACGUGGUCAGUCACUUCACCUGCGAGAUCCUGGCAGUGCUGAAGCUGGCAUGCGGCAACACGUCACUCAGUGAGGCCUUCCCGCUGGCUGGCGCCAUCCUGCUGCUGCUUGUCCUCACGCUUAUCCUGGCCACCAUCCUGAGGGUACCCUUAGCCACCGGGCGCCACAGAGCCUUCUCCACCGGCUCAUCACAGCUGGCUGUUGUGCUGCUUUUCUACGGCACCAUCAUCUUCGUGUACAUGAAACCCAAGAACAAGGAGGCCCACAUCUCUGACGAGGUCUUCACGGUCCUCUACGCCGUGGUCACACCCAUGCUGAACCCCGUCAUCUACAGCCUGGGGAACAAGGAGGUGAGGGAGGCCGGCAGGAAGGUGUGGAGCAGCCCAGGGCCUGGAGCCUCCCCGUUCCCACCUUGCACCCCCAUGUCCCCACCCCCGGAAGCAGCAGCAGCAGCUGCCAGUGCCCACUGCCUGGCAUCCAGGCCUCCCCUGGCUUUGGGAGGCUUUACCCCUCCUUGCCCGACCCCCACCACCCUGCCUAGCUGCCCCUUCCUGGUGCUCAGUAUCUUCUCAACUUUCCUUUCUGAGAACUCAGUGGGGACAGACCCAGAUUCACACAGCAUUUCCAUCCCUGCCCUGCCUUUGCCUCAGUGGCACCAUCUGAACAAUGGAAGAGCUAGGUUCGGCCUCCAAGCAGCAGUCCAGCUCACCUGCACCUGGCUGCAGAUCCUUACAGCAACCCGGAAAGGAGACAACCCAUUUCACAGCCCAGACACCCAGGUCCAGCGGAGGGGAGUCCAAGGGACAGGAUUACAGCAAGAUCCAGUCUUCAGAUUCUCUGUCCAGCGUCUCUCCUGUGCCUACCUCACCUCUGCAGGGCCAAGGAACCCAGAAUCUCUGAAGUCUGCGUCCCACGGCUGCCAAACUUCAGAUUUCGUGUAG
Carlito syrichta (Philippine tarsier) is the source of this 1749-nucleotide messenger RNA. Its product is annotated as olfactory receptor 13J1. The record is from RefSeq and is a predicted model, not a curated record. Gene Ontology annotation, cellular component: membrane. Gene Ontology annotation, biological process: G protein-coupled receptor signaling pathway. Gene Ontology annotation, molecular function: olfactory receptor activity; G protein-coupled receptor activity. Lineage: Eukaryota; Metazoa; Chordata; Mammalia; Primates; Tarsiidae.